Messenger RNA from Stylonychia lemnae, 3855 nucleotides. The record is from the annotation of a GenBank genome assembly. NCBI's taxonomy places the organism in Eukaryota, Ciliophora, Spirotrichea, Sporadotrichida, Oxytrichidae.
AUGAUUUUUCAAUCCUAAUCGUCAAUGAAUAGAAUUUCUAAUCAUAUCCUAUCGAAAUCAAAACUCCGCAUGAAAUAGUUCCUAGAUCAAAGCUAUGAGAGAAAGUCUCUCUAAGUGAUCAUAAACGACAAGGAUAUAGCAGUAGAUAGCCAAAGGAUUGCUUCUUAUGAUCCAUUGUCUAGAAAAAAUGCUAAAAUUAGAAGGAAACCUUAAUUACCAAUAAGCGAUAAACAAGCCUAGUUUAACAAACAAAUCUUGUAGGUGUAUAAAGAUUAUAAAAAUGAAGAGCCUAUAAAAUUCUAGAAGCCAGCAAUUGACUCAAGCAAAGCAAAUGCUUCUAAUUUAUUUAAUUAGCAAAAAUAACGUAGCCUUGAUCACAGAAACUUGAAGUAUCAAGCAAUUAAGGUUAAAAAUCAAUAACUAGUAGAUGCUGAAACUAGCAGCACAAAUCUCCACGUUUAAAGCAGUGGAAGUUAUAAUUUUAUAAAGGCUCUGCCUAAUCAUCAUGAUAAACUGAUAUCCCCAGUAAAAAUUAAAGAUGAAAUUACUAAGCUUGUUAAGAGAAGUUAAAACUUAAAUACACAGAGUAGAAAUUCAAUUGAGUCUACAUCUCCUACUAUAAACUAAUCAACCACUAACCUCAUCUUAGAUCAUAGAUAUAAUUCUCCAAUGGGGAAAUUGCUUAGUCCAGAUUAAAGCAGAUCUAAACUUCAAAAAUCAAGAAAUAAUAAUAAAGAUCUUGAUUAAUUAAUUAGUUAUCAACCGAUAAAACAAUAAAAAUCAAUAUAUUAUGAUUACAUUCCACUAUCCAAUAAUAUUAUAAAAUUGGAAUUGAAUUAAAACUCUAACUAAUAGUCUAGGCAAACUCUUAAACCUAUAAUUAAACUAAAAUCUGAUCAUAUUUUCGAGGAGAAAUAUGCCUCUAAAAACUAAGGGAAAUAUCUAUAAAAAUUGGAUAAGAAUGUGAGAAAAUCUUUUGAUUUUUUAAACGGACUGAAAGGAAUUAAGCAAAAUUUAUAAAACUAUAGGGAAUAGAAGAACAAUUCUGUUGAUCAAACAUCUUUCUUUAUAAGUUAAGAUCACACUACAAACACGAAUUAUUAAUAGGAAAGUAUCCAACAAAAUAUAGAAUAAUACGAUCUAGAUGUACUACGAAAUAGGAGUUUAUUGCCUAACAUAAAUAAAAAGCAAAGUUUGAACAUAUAACAGAAUCAGAGUAAACAGGAGGAUCUUUCAAAUUAUGAUUAAUCAGAAGAUUAUUAAGAUGAUUUUGAGAUUUAGCCUUUCAAUUACUAUAAUAGUGUUGAUUAUGGUAAUAGACUUUGCAGCAAAAUAAACAGCAAUAUAAAGCAUAACACAAGGGAUAUAGAUGAUUCUCAAAUAGAUGUAGAAAUUAGUAAUUAUCUAUCUCCUUGCUAUUUUAAGGGUAAAUGCAGCAAUAAAUUCUUAAUCCUUCUGAGUUCUCUGAUUAUCGCAGUUUAAUCUCAAACUUUGACUGAUUCCUACAUAAGCUAUCUAAUGACAGGCUAUGACCAUAGUUUGCCUCCAUAAUAAAACAGAUCUACAGUAGUUGAAGAAACCUAUACAUACUGGAGAGAUCCUCGCUUGGAUUUUAGAAAUGAUCCUAGAUUUAGCACUGCCACUAAAGGAAACUUUAUUGAUCUAACGAGAUAUACAAACCAAUUCUGGACUCCAAGGUUCUAUUAUGACAAUCGCAGAGAAAGAGUUAUUAUCAAAGCUUAUGACUAAUUGUUUGCUGAUGGAACAGUAGUGAGAUAUGAGAAAGCUAGAUCAACCUAUCAUUGUGCUUUCGAUUUCAAAUUAUUCCCAAACGAUACUACUAUUUGUAAUUUCACGGCUAGUAUCAGUGGAUAUAACUACUCACAAGUUGAGUUGAAGUCAUUUAGAACUAAAUAUAAUCCAUAAUCUACAUUCGUACCAGGAGCGAAAAACUAUAGUGAAAUAAAAAUAAAAUCUAGUAGUGAUGGGUUGUCUUGGAGAACCAGAUAUAGAAAUCCUUACUCUUAUGCAAUCUAGUACAUUUUUACGAUGUGCAUUUUUAUAUUGGUCAGCUACACAGCAUUUUGGAUCACAAACUCGAAGGUCACUGCUAGAAUACUUCUAGCAAUAGUAACAGUAUUUAUGACGAUGUAAACAAAUCUGCUUAUAUAUAAUUACUUGCCUCCUCUAGAAUACACGACUGUCCUUGAAGACUUUUCAUUUGGUGUCGAAGUCUUUUCCCUUAUAACAACUAUCGAGUGUGUUAUAAUGAAUUUCUGUUUGACUGAGUACCUUAAACGACUAGAAAUUAUCCAGAAUAUCAUUAAAAGCACAAGAUAAAAUCUAGCCAAAGUUAAGAAGAAGUUCUUAAAAAUUUAAUAAGCUAAAAAGAUUAGCAAUGCCUUCUAAUUGCUAAUGCAGAAAAAUCAACAAUUAAAGGAGGACUAAGAAAAACUGUAAGAGCAAAAAGAUAUGAUGGAAUUUUUAAAAAGGAAACAGUAAUCUGUCAUCAAGAAGUUGAUAGUUACUAAUGAUAAUUCUAGAUAAAAUUCAGUGGUACAACUUAGCACUGGUGGCCAAUCAAUGUCGAAAAAUUCCUAGAUGAUUAAUCACAGAAAUGGCUAUACCUAAGGAACGUAAUCAGUAGAGAUGGGAAGUGAGAGAAUAGACGAUGAAUUCUUAAUAGAAGAAGAAAAGAGUCAAGGAUCUAGAUAACAGUCAUUCUUCACAUAGAAGAAAAAAGAUAUUGAGAAAAAGAAAAAUACUCCUUAGAAAGAAGAUACUUAAACAAAUAGAGCCUUAAUGGAUGAUCAAGAAUGGCAAUUUGGAAAAAUACUAAAAAGGAAAAGCACUAUUAGAUCAGAGGGUCCUUAAUAAGAGAGAGAGAACGAUGAUAAUGCUGGUCCAGAUGAUGAUGAUGAUGAAAAGAAUUGGACUGAUGUUAUAGAGCCAGAAGACUUGGAGCAAGUUCAAUGGGGAAUUUAAGAAGUAGAUGAGGAAAAGGAAUAAGAGGGUGUGGAAGAGCAUAAGGAAGAAGAAAAAUUAGAGGAUAAGGGAAAACUUGUUAAGGGAAAAGUUGUUAAGGGAAAAGUUGCUAAGGGAAAAGCUGCUCAGGAAAAAGAGAAAGAAAAUGAAAGUGUGAGCAGUUUAGAAGAAAGCUUUUAGAACUCAAUAGCAUCAGACACAUCCUCGGAGAAGUCAGAAGAUUAAGAAUGGAAGCAGGCAUUAAGAUAAAAGGCAAUGGAAUUAGUUGAAAUGGCUGUAAAACAAAAAAGACAUGAAUAGGAAAUAUUGGAAGAGGAAUUGGCUAAAGAGCUUUAUCAGAAGAAGCUGACACGGCUUUUAGAUGAUCUGGAGGAGGCCCAAAAAGGUUCUGAUGUCAAAGGAGAUUUGAAAAAUCUUAAUAAUGUGAAGUUUUAAAUGGCAUUUGAUAGCUUCAAGAAGUUUGUGGUUGAAAACUGGACCUAAAUUGACUUUGACCUCGAUCCUAGAACAAGAAUGUAAAUGCAAUAAGUCUUUGAGAUAGAAAACUCUGUUGAGUUCAAAUUAUAUGAAUAUUUCAGCAACUACUUAGAUUACAUAUUUAGAUAUGCCUUUGCAAUUUGCUAUAUUUUCUUUCUCUGUAAUAUUCUCUCAAGACUCUACAAUGUCUAUUGGCUCAGUAUAGCAUCAAUAGUUGUAUUCGUUUUCUUAAUAUUCGCUUGGGUACUCUUUCAUAUAUUCUGGAGAAUGAGUGAGAAUAAAAUAUCUUUCCUAGAUGCAGUUAAGUUUUACUUAAGAGGAUAUUGCAUAGUGCCAAAGCAAAAGAAGAAGAAGAAGGUAGAUGAAUUUGAAAUUAAGAAGAAAAAGAAAUGA